CUUCAAAAUCCUAAUCUACCAAAAUUCUCCAUAUAUCCUUCACAUAUUCUUCUCUUCCCUUCCUUUCUCUCUCUACACUCCCAUGGAGUUGCUCUACCUACUCUACCUGGUUCCAACGUUGUACGCGUGUUUCCUCAUCUGGAAGAUGUUCGACGAGAAAAGGGACAGGGAGUGCUACAUCCUAAACUACCAAUGCUACAAGCCCCCCAACGACAGAAUGCUCGGCACCGAGUUCUGCGGCAAGCUCAUCAGACGCACCGAAAACCUGGGCCCCAGCGAGUACCGGUUCCUCCUCAAAGCCAUCGUCAGCUCCGGCAUCGGUGAACAAACGUACGCCCCAAGAAACAUCUUCGAGGGCCGCGAGGCUUCUCCCACACUGCGCGACGGCAUUGGAGAAAUGGAAGAAUUCUUCCACGACAGCAUCGGGAAACUCCUCGCAAAAUCCAACGUUUCCCCCUCCGAAAUCGACGUCCUGGUCGUCAACAUCUCCAUGCUCGCCACCGUCCCUUCCCUCUCCUCGCGAAUCAUCAACCACUACAAAAUGCGCCACGACGUUAAAGUCUACAACCUCGCCGGCAUGGGCUGCAGCGCUAGUCUCAUCUCAAUGGACAUAGUCAAAAGCAUUUUCAAGACGCAGCGUAACAAGCUCGCGCUGUUGAUCACUUCUGAGUCUCUGAGUCCAAAUUGGUACACAGGAAGCGACAGAUCCAUGAUUCUCGCCAACUGUCUCUUCCGUUCUGGUGGCUGCGCGAUUCUUUUGACGAACAAAAGAUCGUUGAAGGACAAAGCCAUGCUGAGGUUAAAGUGUUUGGUGAGAACGCAUCACGGUGCUAGAGAAGAAGCUUAUGGUUGCUGUAUCCAGCAGGAAGACGUUGAAGGAAGGCUUGGGUUUCAUCUUGGGAAGACUCUUCCCAAGGCUGCCACCCGAGCCUUCGUUGAUAAUCUUCGGGUCAUAGCACCUAAGAUAUUACCUAUCCGUGAGCUUCUGAGGUUUAUGUUCGCCUCCCUUGUUAAAAAAAUCAACAAGAAUACUAACGCUCCCAAGUCCGUCGCGAGCACCGGAGCGACGAAAUCUCCGUUGAACUUCCGAACCGGAGUCGACCAUUUCUGCCUUCACACCGGAGGAAAGGCGGUGAUCGACGGGAUCGGAAUGAGCUUGGAUCUGAGCGAGUACGACCUGGAACCGGCGAGGAUGACGCUGCACCGGUUCGGGAACACGUCGGCGAGUAGCUUGUGGUACGUGCUGUCGUACAUGGAAGCAAAGAAGAGGCUGAAGAAAGGGGACGCAGUGUUCAUGAUAAGCUUUGGUGCGGGCUUUAAAUGUAACAGCUGUUUGUGGGAGGUGAUGAAGGACUUGGGGGACGCCAAUGUGUGGGACGAUUGCAUUGAUGAGUACCCACCAGAGUCAUUGGCCAACCCCUUCAUGGAGACCUAUGGUUGGAUCAAUGAAGUUGAUGAUCCGUUCACUUACGAACAUCUUCCAGAAUUUCUCAAGUGAUUAUUGUUGAUGAUGUUGUGUAUUAGUAUGCAUGUUGGCCAGCUACAAAGGAAAAAAAAAUGAAUGCUAGCUAUACUUUGAUACUCUUCUUUAAAGAUGAUUAAUUAAAAUCUAUUAAAAAUUAUCAAUUUUGUUAAGUUUUACUUCUCAUUUAUAUAGAAAAAAUUAUUAAAUGAGAAAUAAAACUUGUUAAAAAUGAUAUUUUUUAAUAAAUUUUAAUUAAUCAUAAAAAAGAUAUUGUUAGUAUUUCUAAAAAAAAAAUUAAAAGGAAAGGGGCCUCUGAUUCUUUAGAUCUCUCUUUACAAGUGCAUUGAUGUAAUUGUGCAUUAAAUUUUUCUGUAAACUAAACACUUAUUAUUGUUGAACCCAGUCCUCUAGGGUUCAUUACCCAAUAAGGUGCAUGUGUGCUGCUUCUAGCCACACUGUCAAAAGGGUAGUAUUAUGGUUUUUUUUUUACCUUUGGUUUGCAUUAUAUUUGUUUAAAUUAAAUGUGUUAUAAUAACGAGUUUUCUUUUC
Messenger RNA from Glycine soja, 2014 nucleotides. Its product is annotated as 3-ketoacyl-CoA synthase 12-like. Gene Ontology annotation, molecular function: acyltransferase activity, transferring groups other than amino-acyl groups. Gene Ontology annotation, cellular component: membrane. The record is from RefSeq and is a predicted model, not a curated record. NCBI's taxonomy places the organism in Eukaryota, Viridiplantae, Streptophyta, Magnoliopsida, Fabales, Fabaceae. Bases 83 to 1498 code for a protein of 471 amino acids. The transcript has a single exon. Gene Ontology annotation, biological process: fatty acid biosynthetic process.